AUUCUAUAUUGUCAUUGUGAAGUGCGGAUCUGUCAAUGUCAUUCUUUUACCCCAUGAACCUCUGUUGUUAGUGGUGGAUUUGCUAACCAAUAUUUAUAAAAAUGUCGCUGGUAAUUCCAGACAAGUUCCAACAUAUUCUUCGUAUUAUGAAUACGAACAUUGAUGGCAAACGCAAAGUUAUGUUUGCUAUGACUGCUAUCAAGGGUGUUGGACGCAGAUACUCCAAUAUCGUAUUAAAGAAAGCCGAUAUUGAUCUUGACAAACGUGCUGGAGAAUGCACUGAAGAAGAGGUGGAAAAGAUUGUUACUAUCAUGUCUAACCCCAGGCAAUACAAAAUCCCUGACUGGUUCCUCAACAGGCAGAAGGAUAUUGUUGAUGGUAAAUACAGCCAGUUGACAUCUUCCAACUUGGAUUCUAAGCUCCGUGAGGACUUGGAAAGGCUGAAGAAGAUCCGUGCCCACAGAGGUAUGCGUCACUACUGGGGCCUGCGUGUGCGUGGUCAGCACACCAAGACUACCGGCAGGAGAGGAAGAACUGUUGGUGUAUCUAAGAAGAAGUAAUCUAAUAACAAUAAAAACAUAAUUUCUGCA
Molecule: messenger RNA, 590 nt
Organism: Spodoptera litura
Lineage: Eukaryota; Metazoa; Arthropoda; Insecta; Lepidoptera; Noctuidae
Gene: RpS18
Product: ribosomal protein S18
Biological process (GO): translation
Cellular component (GO): small ribosomal subunit; cytosol; ribosome
Molecular function (GO): RNA binding; structural constituent of ribosome
Source: RefSeq, a predicted model, not a curated record